AGCAUCCAGAGUUGAUCCAUCAUUUCCUAUAUGCGCGCUACAACACCGAGGGAAUGGUCCGUGUGUCUGCGGAGCACAUGCUCUGCGCGGGCAUGUGACUGGACGAGGACAGGAAUGUGUGCAGGAUGAGCAGCACAUUUGUCACAUUAGCUGAGGUACUGGAGGCGCGAGGGGGACCUCUGCUGGAGGAGGAGGUCUGGUCCCUGCUGCUGGGCACUGCAGAGUCUUUAGUGGAUGUCUCCUAUAAGGGCCACAACAAUAUGUGUAACAUCAUAAGCCCCACCUCCUUGCUGCUGUCAGCCACUGGUACCUUAGCGUUUAAGAACUGCGGCCUAUCAGACGAUGUGUCCACCUUCACCGCUCCGGAGAUGCUGCAGGGCCGUGCCAGCUCAACCAAACCUGCCAUAGAGAGGAUGCUGGUGUAUUCACUGGGAAUGACUCUCUACUGGUCAGUUGAUUUUCACCUACCUCAAAAUCAGCCAGUCCAGUUGAGUGACCAUCUGAACAGCCUCCUCCUCAGCAUGUGUGAGGACGUGGCUCACCGCAGGGUGAACCUCAACUCCAUCCUGGAAGCCUGCGAAUCUCAGCACAAAGCCUCCGUCCUGCCGUCGCCCACCAAAGUCAUCCGACAGCUGGUGGAGGAGGUUUUUCAUGAAUCGAUGGACCAUGGAGGCUCUUUGCCAGACAGUAACAUCCCUUUGAGUGGCAGGAGCCAGAUGAUCAGAGAGAGACUUCACGGGAAGAGGGGGCCAUUUUCAGACGCCAGCGAGGGCAGUCCUGAAGGGAGAAGAUACUCGACAGACUCUGACUCAAAGUCAGGGAGUUUAUCUCAGAGACCUUGGAGACAAAGACCAAGGAGCUCUCCCACACCAUUGUACCAAUCCUCUUUGGACAGACUCCCUCGCGGGAGGGUUCGCCACAGGGACAGCAACAGCAGUUGGCUUGGUAGGAGCCCCCACCAUGACGUCUCUCCCAAAAUAUCAGGCAGAUCUCACAGUCCCUCUAUCACCUUCAGCGAGUCCUCACUCAGCCUGAGCCAGAGGAAAGCUAAGGCUUUGGGUCCUGAAUUCGUAAGAAUGCCAGACGAGCAACAAACUGUUCUUGAGCUUCCAGGAUCCAUUGUGUCCAGAAAGGGCCGUUCAUGUUCGUCUCAGAGAGAGCUGACUGUGGUGCUGCCUAACGGACAGUGCGUGGUGGUCCGCUGUGACAUUAAGUCCAAAGCAAGAGAUGUGUUUGACAUGGUGGUGGCUCAUGCAAACUUGGUGGAGCACUUCUACUUUGGUCUUGCCUUCCUAGAUGAUGAUGAGUAUUUCUUUUUGGACCAUGAAACAAAAAUCUCCAAAGUUGCACCAGACAGUUGGAAAAAAGGGCAGAUAUCCUCCUUUUCGGUGUAUCUUCGUGUGAAAUUUUUCGUUGAUGACAUUUCCUUCGUUUUGCACAGACUGACUCGGCACCAGUACUACUUACAGCUGCGUAAGGAUAUCAUGGAGGACAGGCUUAACUGCAAUGAGGAGACAGGCCUGUUCCUCGCCGCUCUCGCUCUGCAGGCGGAGUUUGGGGAUUACAUGUCAGAGUUGUACGGCAAGAAUUAUUACCAGCCAGAGCACUAUGUGUCCACGAGGAUGCUGGAGAAGCUGGCCCUGCCAACUGUCAAGGAGGAGCUGCCAAGACUACAUGCAAGUCAUGCCCAGAUGCUGCCCGAAGAGGCAGAAACAGAGUAUCUAAAGAUUGCCCAGCAGAUACCUGAGUAUGGGGUAAUAUUCCACCGUGUGGGGAGAGAGAAAAGGCCAUUGGUGGGAGAGCUGGUGCUGGGCAUCUGUGUCAAAGGAAUCAUUGUGUACGAGACGAGGAACCACAUGCGCACCGUCAUCAGGCGUUUCCUCUGGAGGGAAACUGACUCCGUAUCCACUGGGCGGCGUAAACUGAUAAUCGAGUGCGGCGGGCCCAGUGGGAAAAAGCACAGUUUUAUUACAGAGAGCACAAAAAUAGCACAGUACCUCCUGAACCUUUGCUCGGCACAGCACAAGUUCCACAGCGAGAUGACGUCACGACAACUUAACCACACCAUGAUACCAGAUGAACACUUGGACAAGUACAUGUCCGUCUACGGGGGUAGUAACUUGAACCUGAAGCGGAUAUCCUGCUCGGAGGGCAUGUUGAACCAUGUAGGCAUGAGCCCUGGUCAACCAGACCUCUCCAAGUCCUGUGACGACCUGACGGCCAAGCUGGAGGCUCGCCUCCGCCAGCAGAGAGAGAUGAGGAGAGAGAUGAGCAGAGAGCUGAACAAAGAGCCCCCUGAAACAGGAGAGCUCAGGGACAUGAAGGAUCCACAGUGUUGGAGCGCUCCAGAGCCGAAUCCCAGGAGGAUGUCCAGUGUUUCGCUACAGAAGCAGGAAUCUGACGCCUCUUUCUCCAUACGAGUGGAUACACCAACCAGGACCCAACCAGAGAGAGAGAUAGUCUGUGUGACACUGAAGAAAGAUCCCAAACUGGGCUUCGGCUUUGUGAUCGUGGGAGAGGACAACACGGGUAAACUUGACCUUGGGCUCUUCAUAGCUUCCAUUGUGCCUGACGGGCCUGCGGACAGAGAUGGACGGAUCAAACACGGUGGACGUCUCAUCUCUCUUAACAAGAUUAGUUUGGAGGGAGUGACAUUCAGUGACGCUGCUGCCAUCUUACAAAACAGCCCUGAAGAGGUGGAGCUCAUUGUGUCCCAGCCGAAACAGACUCUGAGGGACCUUAGGAGUUCCUUGAGUCAGAGUACAAUGGGUUUGGCUUUGGAGAAAGGCUUCGGGUCACAGACCACCCUGAGCGGCACAGAGUACCGCCAGGUCGUGGAGGAACUGGAGGAGGCCAUCAGCCUGUCCACCAUGGCGACCCCCAAGCAGAACAGGAGACUUCACAUUCCUGUCGUGAGAAUACACGACGCCCAGGAUCUGUGUUCCAGGUCUCCCUCAGUCAUUAGUCUGAGGAGCAGCGAGCAGAUCAUGGUGGAGCUGAUGAAGAGCGGUGGCAGUCUCGGCAUCAGCGUUGCUGGAGGAAUAAACACCAACGUGCGAUAUGGAGGCAUCUACAUCAAGAGCCUGGUGCUAGGGGGCGCUGCAGAGCAGGACGGACGCAUUCAGAUUGGUGACAGACUGCUGGAGGUUGACGGAGACAACCUGAGGGGCGUGAGUCACCAUCAUGCUGUCGAGUGCCUGAAGAGGACUGGGGAGGUGGUGAACCUGCUGCUGGAGAGGGAGCCCACGGUAAUCUUGGAGCCCAGAUUUGACUCACCCUGCCCCCAAUUAGCCCACAGUCGCUCAUACACACAGCCCCCCAGGACCGAGGUCUCCGUGGAAACGACCUUGAGUGGUCGAGCCAAGGACUACAGCUUUGUGACUGAUGAAAACACACAUGAAGUUGUGCUAAAGAAGAGCCUGUCCGGCCUCGGCUUCAGCUUUUACAUCUCACAGCUUCACUCGGGGCAGGACCGAGCUAGCAUCGUGCGCAUCAAGCGCCUGUUCCCGGGUCAGCCGGCGCUGGAGAGUGGCCUGCUGCGAGAGGGGGACGUCAUUUUGUCCGUCAACAGGGAGCCCCUGAAGGACCUCUCUUACCAGAGGGUUUUGUUCCUGCUGCGUGGAGCUCCGUCUGAAGUUCAUCUGCUAAUUUGUCGACCAGGUCCUGGAGUGCUAUAUGAUGCAGAGGGCAAUACACUGAUUCCUGCAUCCACCCGUGAGGCUCGAUCCCACUCUCUGGAUAUCAGACUAGGAGAGGACUACAGCCAGCUCCUGAAGUUUCAGUAUGAAUUCAACAAUCCCGUCCAGAAACAAGCCCCCACCGAGGACGAAGAUGUGACCAUUACAGAAGAGAAAAACCCAGAGCCUCUUGCAGCUCCAGCACCCCCGGAGAAUCUGGACUGCGAAGUGCAGGUCAACCAAACUCCUCCAUCAACUCCUCGCUUACCCCCAUCACCCAUGUCGCCUCCGUCCCCAGUCUCGCCAGCCUCACCGGCAUCGCCCACCUCGCCUGCCUCACAAGCCUCUGGCUCUCCACCAGCUCCAACGGAGUCGCGACCGACCACUAGGAAUCCAGAUGAACAACAGGAAGUAGGAGGAAGGAAGAAGAGAAAGGACGAGGGAGAGGAGGUGGCAACAACUUCAAGUUCAACCGUGAUACUCAUGGACGUCUGUCCCAAGACUGCUUCAAACUCUGUGUAUGCCAGUGGAGUCAGAGAGGAGGCAGAUGGAAGUGUGACCUACUGCCUUGUUGGAAAUGGGCUGACGAUCAUGGCAGACGAAGAGUACCUGACCAUCAGCUCCACCCUGGAGCCUCCUCACAGCUUGCCCUCCGGUCUGGCCACUCACAACCCAACUACCAACCUAACAGGCUCUCAAAACUCCAACAGCUCAUCAGGUUUCAGCUCUCAGAAUCCAAACCUCUGCCCCCACGUCUCCGCCACCACCAUCCCAUCCCUCGGCCUCUCGGCUGACACCCCGACCACCUGCACACUGGCCCACCCAUCUCAGCCACUCACAACGCAGCCGCCGAAAGCCAAGCAUCACCCGAUCCAGCAGGGAAUCCUUCAGAGUCAGUACAUAGCCUUUUCCGAGAGCAGCAGGCCUGUGGCGCCUCAACCCCAGCCUCCUGCUCCACCACAGACCCCCAUUACAGCCCAGAUCAUCCCCUCUGUGCCUCACUGCGUCAGUCCGCUUGCCUCGACGCUGCCACCCACAGUGCUGCCUGCUCCUGCCCAGAGCCACAUGCAGCUGAGGGGAGAGCCAGGGAAGAAAGAGAGGGAAUACAAGAAUGAGGAUGAUGAGCAGGAUGAGGAAGAGGAAGAGAGUCGAAGAAAGGGAAGGGUCAAAGAGUUUGAAAUGACCGUGAUUCUGACCAAGUCCAGGAGUGGAAGCUUUGGCUUCACCAUUACCCGCAGCAAACUGGACAACUGCUACUACAUACAGGAGAUACUGGACAACCCAGCCAAGGCAGAUGGACGACUCAGGGCAGGAGACAGGCUCGUCACCGUGAACGGGCAUGAUGUUACCCGUGUGGCAGACGAUUAUGCCAUGACGAUCCUCAGGUCAUCUCCGCGAAGACUGAGUAUGACCCUGGGGAGGGCGGUGACAAACCUGGUGGCCCCGCCUUCCUGCGACAACCUGCCCGACAUUGUCCUGCACAAGACAACUUCUGGACAGCUCGGUAUAAAGCUGACUGGGGGCAUUGGCAGCAAAUGGCAGGGUAUCUACUGUCUGGAGGUGGUGCCAGGCUCCCCAGCCAGUGAGGAGGGGAGCGUCCAACCCAAUGACAAAAUCAUCUACAUCUGUGGCAGGUGCACGCUGGGUAUGACCCUCGAGGAUGCGGUCAAAGCGUGCGAGAUCGCGCCUCGUAAAGUCAAACUUAAGAUCAUCAGAGAAGACCAGCCGGUGACCCCCAGGGCUAAGUGGAACGGCCUGUUUGACUGGAAAAAGGAAAGGAAGUCCCUCACUCGUUUUGAAGAACCCGUCUCUCCAGAUCAAGACUCCCCCACUGAAGAUGCUGAAGUUGUGUGUAGGACUACUGCUAAAUUCCGAUGUCUCUCUCUCAGCCAAGAACAAGACAGUUGCAUCAUGCAAGUAGAGUUCUCAAAACCAGAAGGAGGAGGCUUUGGCUUUGCUUUGGUCGGAGGAACAAACGGCACCAUGCUCAGAGUUAGGGAAAUCUGCUCGGGUGGAGUGGCCGAGCAGGACGGCAGGCUGAGAGUGGGAGAUAUUUUAUUAGAGGUGAAUGGUGUGAUUGUUUCGGGCCUGAGCCACAGUAAGGUGGUGGACAUCCUGCGUAAAGCCGAGGGCAGCGUGCAGCUCACCAUCUGCAGAGACAUCCUACCACUGACCUUCUCCGAGUCAACCCCACCGCCCAACCUGUCUUCUCAGACUGAGGCUAUUUUAGCUGAGCAACCUGCCUCUGACACUCGCUCCUCACCCGACGUCAUGGUGAAGAGGCCGGUUCAGCACCCGCCUGAGGUGACAUCAUCUCCUGUUGUUAAAGAAACACCUGUUGUCCUAACGUCACCACCGCCUCCACCGCGCCGACUCACUAUUGUAACAGACGACCCUGAAAUAAUACCGUCUGUGGAUCAGGAGAGCUGUAACAGCACCCCCUCUCAUCAAGCUUGCUGCCCGUCCCUCAAUGUCACUGACAUGUUGCAUGGAGCUUCUGACAGGAAACAUAUUGUGACUAAACUCUUGGACCAGUCCUGCAAAGACAUCCGGAAACUCCAGUCAGAUGGCUGGAGCAGCGAGGAAGAAGACGAUGAUGUAUUUGACGCCAGCCAACAGGAAACAACCUCACCCCAAACAGGCCCACCCAUAGUGUCAGAGGAGGAACUGGCCAGUUUAGCUCUCAUCAGCCCAGCAAGGAGCAGCCAGUAUUCAGGGUCAAGAGUCAAAGCUCUUAUCCAGAUUCUGCAGCAUCAAGUGGACCAGCAGGAACUGGUCAAAGAGUUCAUGGCUCUGGGACAUCUGAAGCCCUCCGACAACUGUGUGGUGGGAAAAGCCCCUGAGAACAGAGAUAAGAACCGCUACAGAGACAUCCUGCCCUACGACAAAACACGUGUUGCCAUUGGAGAGAACCAGGACUACAUCAACGCCAGCUACAUCCGCAUGCAAUUCCGCGACAAGGAGUUCUUCUACAUCUCCUGCCAGGGCCCGCUGCCCUCCACAGUGUCAGCCUUCUGGCAGAUGAUCUGGGAAAACAAAUCGGACGUCAUCGCCAUGAUGACCCAGGAGCUGGAGCGGGGAAGGAUUAAGUGUCACAAGUACUGGCCAGAGAAGCUGGGCGUGCCCCUGGACACCGGCAGGUACCAGCUGCACCUGGAGAACCGACAGCACCUGGAGUACUUCCACAUUAAGGUCAUCCGAAUGGUGGACACAGAGACCAAUGAGACACAUUUUGUCAAUCACCUGAAGUUCACGCACUGGCCUGACCACGGUGUGCCGCACUCCUCUGAGCAGCUGGUUCGCUUCAUCCGCUACCUGAGGGCAGUGCAUCAUCAGGGGCCAGUGACGGCUCACUGCAGCGCCGGCAUCGGACGCACGGGAGUUCUCAUCUGUACCGACAUUAUCAUCAGUCUCAUUGAGAACGAUUUACCUAUCGACGUGAGCGACAUUGUAAAGGAGAUGAGACUCCAGCGGCACGGAAUGAUUCAAACCAAGGAACAAUACCUCUUCUGCUACAAAGUCUGGUUGGAGGUUUUACAGGGCAUUUUACAACUUCACAGCAGCCAAUGGCAGCCGGAGAGUCCCCGAGACAUCAAAUUGGUCUGAAAUGUUUCCACUUCCGCCUCACCUGCCUGAGAAGCUCAGGCUGUAUAUGUGUAACCUUGUUCAGUCAAUCACACCACAGACUGGUGGUGGACUUUUCUUUGGCUGUAGUUAGUUUAGUUAGCUAGAAUAUGAACCCUGUACUUCUCUGUUUUGAUACUUUGUGUUGAGGCCUCUCGGUUAGUUACAAUGACUUUUUCUUAUACGUGCUCUCGGUGCUGUGAUUUUGUCCGUUUCGUUUAGAUCACUGGGGUUGUUUUGCCUUUUCAGGCUUAGUGAUUUGCCUUCUGUCUCUAGCAUGUUUUUUUUUUUUUAUUUGUGUGUCACUAUUUGAAUGUAUUAUUUAUUUUUUCUCUAAACCUUUCAAUUUGCAUAUUGCAUAUAUUUUAUUAACAGUCAUAUUGCAUGGAGCUUAAAAAAAGGGAAUAAUAUCCACAUCUUUAAACUUGGCAGUAGUGUCACUAAUGUCAUCGAAGUGCACAACUUUAAAAACCAUCGUACCAAUGCUGGUAUCCGUCUGAAACCCUGAUGAGUAGCGCUUGAGUGUGCGACGUGUUAUCAUUUCAUUAAGUGCAUUUCUAACCCUGGAGAAAAAGGGCAUUAGCAAAAUGAGUGGUAUUGAUUUUUCAGUUCAUCGUGUACGGUAAUGAAAAGCAUCAAGUGCCUUGGAAUGACUCACUCGGUCGCUCCACGCUGACCAGAAGUCACUUGUCACAAGAGGUCGGGGGGGCCCAAAGGCAGGCGCCUCGACGGUGGUUAGACUGAAUGUAAAGCUUUCAGUUUGUGGUUUGAGGUGGAGCGGUCCAAACCAGAGGAGGGUUACAUCUCACUUUUUGGUUACUUUGAACAAUGUGAGGUUCGCACACCCGCCUGUAAAUCUUUUUCUCUUUCUUUGUGGGCCCAUUUUAUACAAACACAGAAUCACAAUGAAAGUCUUACUACACAUAACACAACUUGCACAUCCCAAUACAGAUAAAGAAUGAUUUGACCUGACAAAUGUUUAUAGAUGAAUUAAUUUUUUCGUCUAAAAUGUGGAGGAGGCUUUUUUUUUGGACUGAUUUAAAUGUAAAUUAAAUAAUGUGUUGCUGGGAGGAUUUGUCAUGUGACAUCAUCCUGUAUCUGUAUUCCAUAGCUAUUUUAAUACAAACUCAGCCAAAAAUGCAAAAAAUAUGACAAGGUUUACAAACUUUCCAUUUUGCCACUUUAGAGGCGUCCAAUGUACAAAGCAACAGAGCUGCAUCUCCGAGUCAAGAGGAUUUUUAGCUGCUGGUUUGAACCUCAACCUUUGGAUGUAAAUGCUUGUAAGCUGUAUUCUUUUAGCUGCUAUCACACACACAAACACACACACACACACAAACGCACGCACACACACACACACCAGCUCUUGCAUUGCAUGUAGACUCUUUAAAUAGAGACGUCUGAGCCUGGUGUCUGAACUGCUGAAUGACUUGAACGUGAGCUAAAUUUGGAAUGUAAUGAAGCAAUACUCUUCACGAGACGAGGAGAGGAGAUGGAAAUUGCGAGCUCUUUCCCUGUAACGUCUUCCAGACUGUUUGGAGCAUGUUGGUGAGACAUAUGCAGUACUGUACCUUUGCCGUGUGGAUGGCCAUGCAGAGCCAUCGGCCUCUGUAUGCAAUAUCUUUUCACUCAGUGCUGGUCGGUCGGUUUCCCCGCGCUCUG
Pleuronectes platessa (European plaice) is the source of this 8960-nucleotide messenger RNA. RefSeq names its product protein tyrosine phosphatase non-receptor type 20 (gene ptpn20). The transcript is spliced from 47 exons. Gene Ontology annotation, biological process: protein dephosphorylation. Bases 126 to 7283 code for a protein of 2385 amino acids. Gene Ontology annotation, cellular component: cytoskeleton. Lineage: Eukaryota; Metazoa; Chordata; Actinopteri; Pleuronectiformes; Pleuronectidae. The record is from RefSeq and is a predicted model, not a curated record. Gene Ontology annotation, molecular function: protein binding; protein tyrosine phosphatase activity.